Acanthamoeba castellanii str. Neff is the source of this 1050-nucleotide messenger RNA. RefSeq names its product serine/threonine kinase. The transcript has 8 exons. Bases 1 to 1050 code for a protein of 349 amino acids. NCBI's taxonomy places the organism in Eukaryota, Discosea, Longamoebia, Acanthamoebidae. Gene Ontology annotation, molecular function: protein serine/threonine kinase activity; ATP binding. The record is from RefSeq and is a predicted model, not a curated record. Gene Ontology annotation, cellular component: cytoplasm. Gene Ontology annotation, biological process: intracellular signal transduction; protein phosphorylation; regulation of MAPK cascade.
AUGGAGGCCCUACUCAAGACGGGUAACAUCACCAAGAAGGAUGUCCUUGCCCAUCCCGACCUUGUGCUCGACGUGCUCGAGUUCACCCACAACCAAAACAAGAAGGCUGAGGAAGAGGCCAAGUGCUCCAACGAGGCCCUGCCGCCGGAACAGACCAUCACCCUCAACGACUUGGUCAGCAAGGAUGAUCCCACCAAGGUGUACCUCAACCCCACCAAGAUUGGCGAGGGUGCCGCCGGCGAGGUGUUCCUUGCCACCGACGUCAACACCAACGAGCAGAUUGCCAUCAAGAAGAUGCCGCUCAACGCCCAAAACAUUAAGCUCCUGACCUCGGAGAUCCACAUCAUGAAGGAGAGCACGCACCCCAACGUCGUCCGCUACCUCGACAGCUACAGAGUCGAGGAUAAGCUCUGGGUCGCCAUGGAGUACAUGGGUGGUGGUUGCUUGACAGAGAUUCUGGAGCAGUUCGAAGAUGUCCAGAUGACCGAGGGCAAUAUUGCUUGGGUCUGCCAGGAGACUCUCAAGGGUCUCGCCUACAUUCACAGCCUGCACAGAAUUCACAGAGAUAUUAAGAGCGACAACAUUUUGUUGGGCUCCAGGGGAGAAGUCAAGAUUGCCGAUUUUGGUUAUGCGGCCCAGCUCACCCAGCAGAAGAACAAGCGCCAAACGAUUGUGGGCACGCCGUACUGGAUGGCGCCGGAGCUUAUCCGCGGUCAGGAGUACGACACCAAGGUCGACAUCUGGUCGCUGGGCAUCAUGAUCAUGGAGAUGGCCGAGGGCGAGCCGCCGUACAUGGAGUUCCCGCCUCUCCGGGCCCUGUUCUUGAUCACAACGAAGGGUAUCCCCGACCUCAAGGAGCCCUCGAAGUGGUCGCAGCACUUCCAGAACUUCGUUUCCCUCACCCUCGAGAAGGACCCAAGCGCGAGGCCCGACGCGAACGAGCUUUUGAAGCAUCCGUUCAUGAAGACGUCGACAGGCGGCAACGGGCUCGUGCAGGUGAUCGAGGGCGCGAAGAAGGCCGCGGCCAAGAACAACGAGCUGUUGGAGUAG